GGGACCCGCCCGUUACGCUCCAGCAGCCCGGCAAGUGUGGCUGCAGGCGCCUGUCGCCACUGCUGUCCCGGAGCUGAGUCGCACCCAGGUGUCCAGGACGGUGCGUGCUCCAGUGUGUGUUUCCCUGAGGGCGAGCGCCGAGCCGGCCCCGAGCCUCCAGCUCGCUCCUCCUGGCUGCGGUGCAUGUUCGCCUCCUGCCACUGUGUGCCGAGAGGCAGGAGGACCAUGAAAAUGAUCCACUUUCGGAGCUCCAGCAUCAAAUCGCUCAGCCAAGAAAUGAAAUGCACCAUCCGACUGUUGGACGACUCGGAGAUCUCCUGCCACAUCCAGAGGGAGACCAAAGGGCAGUUUCUUAUCGACCACAUCUGCAACUACUACAGCUUGCUGGAGAAGGACUACUUCGGCAUUCGUUACGUGGACCCAGACAAGCAACGGCACUGGCUUGAACCUAACAAGUCCAUCUUCAAGCAAAUGAAAUCUCAUCCACCAUACACCAUGUGCUUUAGAGUGAAAUUCUACCCACACGAACCCCUGAAGAUUAAAGAAGAGCUCACAAGGUACCUCCUGUACCUGCAGAUUAAGAGAGAUAUUUUCCAUGGUCGCCUGCUCUGCUCCUUCUCCGACGCUGCCUACCUGGGUGCCUGUAUUGUGCAAGCUGAGCUUGGUGAUUACGAUCCUGAUGAGCAUCCCGAGAAUUACGUCAGUGAGUUUGAGAUCUUCCCUAAGCAGUCACAGAAGCUGGAAAGAAAAAUAGCAGAAAUUCAUAAAAACGAACUCAGAGGCCAGAGCCCACCGGUUGCUGAAUUUAACUUACUCCUGAAAGCUCACACUUUGGAAACCUAUGGGGUGGACCCCCACCCGUGCAAGGAUUCAACAGGUACAACAACAUUUUUGGGAUUCACUGCUGCAGGCUUUGUGGUAUUUCAGGGAAAUAAGAGAAUCCAUUUGAUAAAAUGGCCAGAUGUCUGCAAACUGAAGUUUGAAGGGAAGACAUUUUAUGUGAUUGGCACUCAGAAAGAGAAAAAAGCCAUGUUGGCAUUUCAUACUUCAACACCAGCUGCCUGCAAACAUCUUUGGAAAUGUGGGGUGGAGAACCAGGCCUUUUAUAAGUAUGCAAAAUCCAGUCAGAUCAAGACUGUCUCAAGCAGCAAGAUAUUUUUUAAAGGAAGUAGAUUCCGAUAUAGCGGUAAGGUUGCCAAAGAGGUGGUGGAGGCGAGCUCCAAAAUCCAGAGGGAGCCUCCGGAGGUGCACAGAGCCAACAUUACCCAGAGCCGUAGUUCCUACUCCUUGAACAAGCAACUCAUCAUUAACAUGGAGCCCCUGCAGCCCUUGCUGCCUUCCCCCAGCGAGCAGGAAGAGGACCUUCCACUGGGUGAGGGUAUUCCUCUGCCCAAAGAAGAUGGCAUUUCUGCCCCCUUGAUCUCCAGCUCACCAGUGAAGGAAGCCCGGGAGUAUGAAGAGCCCUCAAGUGAGGAGGAAGAUAAAAUAAAAGAAGAGCCUUUGACUAUCUCUGAACUGGCGUACAACCCAAGUGCUAGUCUGCUCCCCACCCCAGUUGACAAUGAUGAGAUUGACAUGCUGUUUGACUGUUCAUCUCGGCCUGAGUUGGAAAGAGAAGACACAGAUUCAUUUGAGGAACUGGAAGCAGAUGAAAAUGCCUUCCUGAUGGCAGAGGAAGAGGAGCUGAAGGAGGCUCACCAAGCGUUGUCGUGGAGCUAUGACAUUCUGAGCGGCCAUAUUCGGGUGAACCCACUGGUCAAGAGUUUUUCCAGGCUCUUUGUGGUGGGUCUGGGCCUGCUGCUCUUUGUAUUCCCCCUGCUCCUCCUCCUUUUGGAGUCAGGUAUUGAUCUCUCCUUCUUAUGUGAAAUCCGCCAGACACCAGAGUUUGAGCAAUUUCACUAUGAAUAUUACUGUCCUCUCAAGGAGUGGGUGGCUGGCAAAGUAAACCUCAUUCUCUACAUGCUGGGUUGCUCCUAAAGUACAUCUCUCAUAUGACUAAGGGCUAUAUUCAAUACUAGUGAUUUGUUUUUUUCUGCAAAUGCCUGGUUCUGAAUGGUCCUGGAGCCAUCAACAGGUGUUCUUUGCUCAAAACUGAUUAUUCAAACCUUUAAGUUAACUUUCCAUAAUUCACUACACUUAAAUAAGUUUAAAUCAAAUACAGUAAUUUUAGUUAUAGGUCAGGAAGAUGGCCUUUAAAUAACCAAAAAUGUUUAUUUUUAUUAUAUCAUGGCAUAGUCUUUAUUAUAAUACAUUUCUAUUAUAUCAUAAUACAUUGAGCUGAAUUAGGUUUCCCCCUUUUAGAUGGUUAGCAUCAUUAUAGGCUAUAAGGUUCAGAAUCAGAACUUUAGUAAUAAUCCAAGAGAAAGCUUUUGAAUAUAAUCCUUAGUGAAAACAAUGUCCUCUAACCAAUGCCUAUACAACUAAAUUUAUGCUGGGUUUUUGUUUUUUUAAAAAUAUUUUUAUGUGUUCAGAAUAUUUUGGUAAAUUUUUAGCAAAAAAAAAAAACCCUCCUGGAGUUAUUUAAUUGUACAGAUUGUAAGACUAAUGCACAAAAGAUAUGUUGGAAAUUUUUUAAUGGUUUGGCACUGGUUUGUUUAAAAAAUAUUUUUGGCUGAAAAAAAAAUCCCACAAUUUGUUGUUAGCUACUCAUGAGUUAGAAAAUAGGUAGAAAGACUGUGGUAAGUAAGCUCCUGAAACAAGUGAUGGAAAUGGAGGAUGUAGAAACUGAGCAUCAAGUGGACACAGGGUGGUCCCUUUUUCAAAGUAUCUGGACAAGAUGACUAGUUACUUUCAUUUGCAUCCCGCCUAAAUAUUUUGGCUGAGGAAGCAGAACAUUUUAAAAAGAGAGUGGAACUUGAAAAGAUAUGCCAGUUAAUUGCAUGUUAUUGUACUUUAACCCAAGAGUGGAAGCAGAUGGGAAAUGGACAAAUGACAAGUAGCAAAAAAAGUUUUGGUGAGGCUGGUAGUCUAGGGGUGGUAGGAAAAUGAUUGAUUUUAUGGAAGUGAUGGUGAUACAAGGUGUUGGAUGAUGUAAAGAACAGUGUACUUGCUGUCCAAAUUGACAUGAAUAUGUUUAAGUGGAUCUAAAUAAAAGUGGAGAAACUUUAAGGCA
Molecule: messenger RNA, 3112 nt
Organism: Artibeus jamaicensis (Jamaican fruit-eating bat)
Lineage: Eukaryota; Metazoa; Chordata; Mammalia; Chiroptera; Phyllostomidae
Gene: FRMD3
Product: FERM domain containing 3
Exons: 14
Coding region: 184-1977 (597 amino acids)
Cellular component (GO): cytoskeleton
Molecular function (GO): cytoskeletal protein binding
Source: RefSeq, a predicted model, not a curated record